CUGACGUUUUUGGUAGGCGUUGCUUUGGCGAGCAGCCUUUUGUUUGGGCGGCCCCGGGGACAGAGUGGGGUCGGUCCGGGGGUUUUUCAGCCUCUCAUUGUUCCCAUUGUGACGAUGCUGCCGCCGCCAGAGACCGGGUUCUGAGCCUCGCCAGCUAGCUCGAGCCCGAUCAGCCCUGCGGAGGGCGGGACGGAAAUCGGGGCCGAGCGGGAGAGGAGACGAGGCUUUGAUUUUUUUUUGAAGGGGCAGGGGCAGGGGCAGGUGUGUUUGCUCUGUUCUCUGUCGGUGGUGUGAAGUAGGACAUCGACAACAAUCACAUCUACACAUCAAAGCUUGGAUCUCCUCCUUCAGCUCGGCAGCAGAGAUAGCCUGUGUCGGCCAUUAGUCUUCACACUCAUUCUCCAGCAGUUCACAUUGUGCGGACUGCUGCCAAGGCGUCCUUUUAAACCGCACUCCCUUUCCCCUCCCACACACACCCCGAAGCGAGAUCGUGCCGCAGACAAAACCAAGCAAAUUUCAACUACUCGCAGAACUGGCUGCACGGGAAACAUCCACCAUCACCCCUUCAACACACGAGAACACCGGGAGGAAGAUGUUUGACAGGCAGAGAAUUCCCUAUGUUUGUUUGGAUAUAAUAUGCAUUAUACUGGCUGGUAUGCCAUUGGGCGUUCUAAAUUUGUUCAAAAUAAAACCGUUUGAAAGAGGUUUUUUUUGUGAUGAUGAAACCAUCAAGUUCCCUUUCAAGAACAGUACCAUCACUUCCACUGUGCUGUAUACAGUUGGGCUUUCACUGCCUAUAUCAGCUAUAAUCAUAGGAGAGUUAGUUUCAGUUCAUUGGAACCGUUUGUACUCAAACUCCUUUAUUAGAAAUUCCUAUAUAGCCACUGUAUACAAGGGAAUUGGUGCAUUUCUGUUUGGGGCUGCUGCGAGCCAGUCCCUGACUGACAUUGCCAAGUAUUCAAUUGGUCGCCUUCGGCCCCACUUUCUCAAUAUUUGCAAACCCGAUUGGACGAAAAUCGACUGCACUUCAGGGUACAUAGAUGAGUUCACAUGUCUGGGUGACCAAAGAAUGACGACUGAAGCACGGUUAUCCUUUUUCUCUGGCCAUUCAUCCUUCUCCAUGUACUGCAUGAUGUUCCUCGCACUUUACCUACAGGCACGAAUGGUGGGUGAUUGGUCCAGACUGCUACGUCCAACAAUUCAAUUUGCCUUAAUUGCAUGUUCAGUUUAUGUGGGUCUUUCACGUGUGUCUGAUUACAAACACCAUUGGAGCGAUGUAUUGACUGGACUCAUCGAAGGAGCUGUUGCUGCCAUACUAGUUGUGAUGUUUGUGUCAGACUUUUUCAAAGUGAGAGUGCCCAGAAUAUCAGCAAAAGAUGAGGAAAAUUCACAUACAACUCUACAUGAGACACAUGGAAACCAUUAUGGCAGAAAUCGUCAGCAAUGAAGAUCGUCAUGGGCAUCAGCGAAUGUAAAUCUGUCUGAUUGUAUUACUGUCAAAACAUAGUUUCAUGAUAAAUACCUACUCAAGUUGAUAACCGUCUAUAUGAAUAAGCACCUGCUGCUAUACCCUCAGAAUCCACUUUGUUAUAUUAAAUGUGCUUACAUACAAUUCAAUUUUGUUUAUAAUUUCAAUAUUUUUAUUUGUACCCUCUUAUAAAGGCUGUUAUCAUUAAAAAUGAUGAGAAGCAGUUAGAUUAGUGCAAAAUGUAAAAUGUUUAUUAAAAUAACAUGAAGCUUAUGUACAGUUUCAGCUGUUGGAAACUUGCUUUGAUGGUACUUGAGUUCCACUAAACACAAUUUCGAUGGAAAAUAAAAAAAUUACACAAAA
This is a messenger RNA of Carcharodon carcharias (great white shark), 1831 nucleotides long. RefSeq names its product phospholipid phosphatase 1a (gene plpp1a). The record is from RefSeq and is a predicted model, not a curated record. Bases 593 to 1447 code for a protein of 284 amino acids. Gene Ontology annotation, biological process: phospholipid dephosphorylation; signal transduction; phospholipid metabolic process. Gene Ontology annotation, molecular function: phosphatidate phosphatase activity. The transcript is spliced from 6 exons. Lineage: Eukaryota; Metazoa; Chordata; Chondrichthyes; Lamniformes; Lamnidae.